Grus americana (Whooping crane) is the source of this 7987-nucleotide messenger RNA. RefSeq names its product ataxin 2 (gene ATXN2). Gene Ontology annotation, biological process: cytoplasmic stress granule assembly. Gene Ontology annotation, cellular component: cytoplasmic stress granule. Gene Ontology annotation, molecular function: RNA binding. The record is from RefSeq and is a predicted model, not a curated record. NCBI's taxonomy places the organism in Eukaryota, Metazoa, Chordata, Aves, Gruiformes, Gruidae. The transcript has 22 exons. Bases 159 to 3125 code for a protein of 988 amino acids.
AUUCCUCCGCGCCGCGCUCCGCUCCCUCCGCCCCGCUCGCACUGUUUGGGAGCAACCGGCCGAGCCAGCGGCGCCCCGGCCCCGCCAGCGCAGCGAGGCCCCGCGGACCGGCCCUCGCCCAGCCCCGGCGCGCACCCCCGGCCCUCUCCCCUCUCGUCAUGUCCCUCAAGCAAGCGGCGGCGGCGGCGCAGGCCGCCGGCAACAACCGCAAGCCCCCCGGCGGCGGCGGCGGCCCCGGCCUCCCGUCAGCCGCGGGCGGCGGGAGGCAGAACAUGGGCAGAGGUCGCAGCAGUGGCAAAGGACCGCCUCAGCCUACAAUUUCUUUCGAUGGCAUCUAUGCAAACAUGAGAAUGGUUCACAUACUCACAUCAGUUGUUGGAUCCAAAUGUGAAGUACAGGUGAAAAAUGGUGGUAUAUAUGAAGGAGUUUUUAAAACAUACAGUCCUAAGUGUGAUUUAGUGCUUGAUGCUGCUCAUCGGAAAACUGCAGAAUCCAGUUUGGGGCCAAAACGUGAAGACAUACUAGAGAGUAUCUUGUUCAAGCCUUCGGAUUUUGUUAUGGUGCAUUUUAAGGAUAUGGAUACCAAUUAUGCGAGAAGAGAUGCUUUUACUGAUUCAGCCAUCAGUGCUAAAGUAAAUGGUGAACACAAGGAAAAGGAUCUUGAACCGUGGGAUGGAGGAGAGACCACCGCUACCGAGGAGCUUGAGGCAUUAGAGACAGACGUUUCUAAUGGAUGGGAUCCCAAUGACAUGUUUCGUUACAAUGAAGAAAAUUAUGGUGUAGUAUCAACUUAUGACAGCAGUUUAUCUUCUUAUACGGUGCCAUUAGAAAGAGAUAAUUCAGAAGAGUUUUUAAAACGGGAAGCCAGAGCAACUCAAUUAGCAGAGGAAAUUGAAUCAAGUGCCCAAUACAAAGCUCGGGUUGCCUUGGAAAAUGAUGAAAGGACAGAAGAAGAAAAAUAUACUGCUGUUCAGAGAAAUGCUAAUGAACGAGAAGGACAUGGUGUGAACACUAGAGAAAAUAAAUACAUUCCACCUGGACAGAGGAAUAGAGAUGUCCUGUCCUGGGGAAGUGGAAGACAAAACGCACCAAGGAUGGGCCAGUCUGGAUCAGGCCCACCAAUUUCAAGGUCUGGAUCCCACGCUUCAGAAUUCAGUCCUAACUCUGGAGCAGAUCAGAGAGUAGUUAACGGAGGUGUUCCCUGGCCAUCGCCUUGCCCAUCUCCUUCCUCUCGCCCACCUUCUCGCUACCAGUCAGGUCCCAACUCUCUUCCACCUCGGGCAGCCACCCCUACACGGCCGCCCUCCAGGCCCCCCUCGCGGCCCUCCAGGCCCCCGUCUCACCCCUCUGCUCAUGGUUCUCCAGCUCCUGUCUCUACUAUGCCUAAACGCAUGUCUUCAGAAGGGCCUCCACGGAUGUCUCCUAAGGCACAACGGCACCCUCGAGGUCACAGAGUCUCUACUGUUCCGAGAUUAUCCCCUAAAACACACAGGCCUAGGUCUCCAAGGCAGAGCAGCACUCCCACGGGACCAGCUCUGCCUUCUCCGCAGCCUGGUACUAUUCCCACUGAAUCUGUUGCCAUGCCUGUUCCAGCUGCCUCUCCUACUCCUGCCAGCCCUGCAUCCAACAGAGCAGUUACCCCUUCCAGCGAAGCUAAAGAUACUAGGCUUCAGGACCAGAGGCAAAAUUCUGCAACUGGAAACAAGGAGAAUAUAAAGCCAAGUGAGACUUCUCCUAGUUUUCCUAAACCUGAAAACAAAGGUGUAUCUCCAAUUGUUUCAGAACAUAGAAAACAGAUUGAUGAUUUAAAGAAAUUUAAGAAUGACUUUAGGUUACAGUCAAGUUCCUCUUCAGAUGCAGUGGAUCAGCUGCUAAACAAAACCCGAGAAGGUGAAAAAUCAAGAGAUGUAGUUAAAGAAAAGACAGAAUCAACCCCUAAAGAAUCUAUCAUAGAAACUGGCAGUAAUACUAACUCUAAUGGUGGCAGUAGCAAACCUAAUAGUCCAAGUAUUUCUCCUUCAAUAAGUAAUAGUUCUGAGCAAAAGCGAGGGCCUGAGGUAACUUCACAAGGUGUACAGACAUCUGGGCCUGGAAGUAAACAAGAUAAAGAGGAUAAAGAGGAGAAGAAAGAUACUUCCGAGCAAGUUAGAAAAUCAACACUUAAUCCUAACGCAAAGGAGUUCAACCCUCGUUCUUUUGCUCAACCGAAACCUUCUACUACACCAACCUCCCCUCGUCCGCAAGCUCAGCCUAGCCCCUCCAUGGUGGGUCAUCAGCAGCCAACCCCAGUGUACACUCAGCCUGUUUGUUUUGCACCAAAUAUGAUGUACCCAGUUCCAGUGAGUCCAGGCGUGCAGCCUUUGUAUCCUAUUCCCAUGACGCCCAUGCCAGUGAACCAAGCCAAGACAUAUAGAGCAGUACCAAAUAUGCCACAGCAACGGCAAGACCAACAUCAUCAGAGCACCAUGAUGCACCCUGCCUCAGCAGCAGGCCCUCCAAUUGUAGCUACACCACCUGCUUAUUCAACACAAUAUGUUGCGUAUAGUCCCCAACAGUUUCCUAAUCAGCCUCUUGUGCAGCAUGUGCCACACUACCAGUCUCAGCAUCCUCAUGUUUAUAGCCCUGUAAUACAGGGCAACGCUAGAAUGAUGGCACCACCAACACACGCACAGCCUGGUUUAGUAUCUUCUUCUGCAACACAGUAUGGUGCGCAUGAACAGACGCAUGCUAUGUAUGUUUCCACUGGCUCACUUGCUCAGCAGUAUGCCCACCCUAAUGCUACCCUGCAUCCGCAUCCUCCGCAUCCUCAGCCUUCUGCCACACCAACUGGCCAGCAGCAAAGCCAACAUGCUGGAAGCCACCCUGCUCCUAGCCCCGUGCAGCAUCAUCAGCACCAGGCUGCUCAGGCACUCCACCUGGCAAACCCACAACAGCAGUCGGCAAUUUACCACGCAGGUCUAGCUCCAACCCCACCUUCCAUGACGCCAGGCUCCAAUACGCAGUCUCCACAAAAUAGUUUUCCUACAGCACAACAAACAGUCUUCACCAUUCAUCCCUCCCAUGUUCAACCUGCAUAUACCAAUCCGCCACACAUGGCCCAUGUCCCCCAGGUAAACACAGUUUAACAACCUUCAAGACUAAAUGUCUUAAUGCCACAAAGUUAGGACAGUCGGGCCUGCUGAAGUGAUUUCCAUUCUGUCACCUCUCAGCACAGACUACCUGUUUUGUUAUUUAGGUUUCUGUCUGUACAUUGCCUUUAUUUAGAAUUUUACAAGAUUUUUGGACCUCAGCUUCCAACACCCAGUGCAUCUGCAACUAUAGUUUAAUGAAGACAUCUUAAGCUGGCACUGCUACUGAAAGAAAUUGAGCUCUCUUCCCAGUUCCCGGCUCCCAUUCUUGUCGUGCCCCACCAUUCUGCUCACAGAACUGUUUGGCCAUGCAGCAAACCAGACUGGGGACGUGAUUCAGCUGAAGUGUGCCUCCCCUACCCCUGUUUUAGGCUAUGUCUCAGUCAAAUCAGUUCACUGCUCGGGUUCACUGCAUGAUCACAGGGAGAGCUGGCAUACAGAAAGGUUGGAGGUGAGAGCUGUGUGGAGGAAGGCUGAAUUGCUGCUUUUGGUGGCAGUUUUAGGGUCUGCAUUGUAGUCAAAUUUAUACAAGUACAUCCAGUAAAGGAUAUUACACAGGGUUACUAGGGACUAGCAAGGCACUGCAGUGGGAGAUAGGUGAGAUUCAGUUCAGAUGACUGCAAGACAAUCCUGGCUGAAAGAGAAAGCUCCAUGUGUGUGUAUGUGUCUGUGUAUGGUUCUAAACGAACUGCUUAUGCAGAAGAUCCCCGGUGAUUGUUGGGCAACUUAACAACAGUCCUUCCCUCAGGAUCAGAAACCCACUUCUCUUAACUGCUCUUUUGUGGUCAGCUCACUGAAAAAAAGGAUUUGGGGAAGGGAAGCACAUGAUUGAUUAAUCAAGAGCUCUGCGUAAAGCAGUGUUAGAAAUGUUUACUAAAUCUCACGGAUUUAGUGUGCUUUGUGAAGGAACAGACAAUCGGUAAUUUCCCUGCACAAUUUCUUCUUCAAACCAAGGACUUCGUGUCUGGCUUAUGCCAUCUCAUCCAGGUUAACAAUAGUUUGGGAUAUCAUGACUAACUGUAAUUAGGGAGGUUAGUCUAAUAGGUGUCCACUCCCUUGCAGAGUUCUGAUAAAAUCUUUGCUUUGGUCCCUGGGACAGUCAGUUAAGCCACUGAAUUAAUAGUUAUUUAGGAAUUGUUUUACUGAUGUUGAGUUUUUGGCUUUUUAAUUCCGUUAGGCUUGUAAUUUCUCUGCUUUUGUACUGUGGGAGGAUAAGGAGAGGAUGUCCAAACUUGACGACUGCUGUGGCGUCUUGCCAUGUCCUCCCCAAGCUCUGGUUUCUGCCAGAAUCGAGAUCCUUGCUCCGCUCUGGUGUGAUGGCACUGGUGUGAAUGCCUAGUUUGUAGAGCUUCUUGGGGUUCCUCGCAGACAGCCCUUCAGAAGGGUCUUGCUUGGAAGCUCCUGGGUUAGCGGCAUGUUCGGUGCCGUGCCUUGAAACACGAAACGUGUUUGUCUCAAGGUCAGUUUAAAGGUAAAACCAUACGUGAACUGUGCUGUGCACGUCAUGGCCAGGCCCGUGCCUGAGCUGUAGGAUGCGACCAUUGCCUUCCUUUCUGUGUGCCAAGCACUUCGUAAGCAAACCUCGCUAAAGCAAAUCAGAUGCAACUUUGAGUCAGAACUGACUGCUCAGUCAGGAUUUUUUAGCAAUUGCAGGCAAAGUCUGCCUUACCCUUGAUUUUUGACUUACGCAGUGUCUUCUGCUGUAAUUAUUUUAGGAUGAAAACUACAAUCCAUAAUCCAUGGUAUUUAUACCAAACUAACUGACUUUUCAAAAUGAAGUAGUUCCCUCAAAAAUCUCUAAUGAAGGAAUAACUACAGUUCUGUAAGAAAAAUUAAAUGCAUGUAAUUAUUCCAUUGUGGGGAAACUAAUCACUAGAUUUAAUAGUUUCUUAGCAGCCUCAUUUCCAACUUCUGAACGCAGUUCUGAAAUACCGUGUAGUAGGAAUUUCAGUUAGGCUAACACAGCGGAUCAGUUGAAUUUCCCUUUAGGUUAUCAGAUGAAUCUCGAGCUUUUAGAUAUCUCACUUGAGAAACAGUACUUGAAAAUUCAUUACAGAGUACUGUCAGCUGCCAAUUUGCAAAGCAUUUGAGCCACAGCAGAAAUUUUUAUCCAAUGUGUGUAUGGAGUACAGCUGCUAUAUGAAUAGCUGCUUUAUAAUUAUGGCUGCUAUAAUAGCAUGUUUGUCAAAGUAAAAAUGGUGCUGAUCCUGAAAGGUAUUUCUGUUUCACAGCCUUAUCUUCUAAGCCUUUUUUAGAGCAAGAGUGAGAUUUGAAUUGCAGUUCCUGCCUUUAAAGGCUUCUUGAGUGCUACUAAUACAGUGCAAGUCUGAUAAAGACUUUGAGGAAUGUCUGUGAUGAGUCGAGUAACCCUUUUUUGUCUUUAAGAAAUAAAAUUGGAGCCACUAUCUGCUAUUUGUCUUUACUGGCAUGUGAAACUUGUGGGGCUGCAAUUAUUGCACCGUAGUGCUCUGUUAAUGGGAUAUGGUAGAAGGACAAAACAAAUCUUAGAUACAAAUGCCUUUUUUUUUUUUUUUCCAAGAGAAACCCACCGAGAGCUCUGAGAGUUCCUUAAUGUUUUGUGUUUUUAAGAAACUAGUGUUUACUAGCUUUUUAAACCAAAAAAUUGAUGACCUCUGGAGUCAUGAACCGCUCUGAGCUGAAGAAACCAACUGACAAGUUACUGAACUUGUUUGCCAGAAGGUGAUCAGCCAUCGUAAAGAUUAAUCUCCUUUUUCCGCUGAGACUUAACUAUAAUUACUUAGAUCACACAAGGACCUUAACUGUGAUGAGCUUAACUGAAAACAGAACAAAGCUGACCUAACAGAAUAAAGGGAUGAAAUCACUCAUCUUAGAAUGACUGUGUAGAUGAAGGAUAAUGUGGGCACAGGUCACCGGAGAGAGUGGUUUCUAGGGCAGGGAGCCACGAAAGAAUGUGGAGUUGUGUAAUGAGCAGCCGAAGAUGGGAAAGGGAUGCCAGGCUCUCGGCACGCCUGGAGUUCCUAUCUGUACGCAGUGCAUUCUCCGCAUAGGAAGUGCUUUGAUCUAGGUUACUAACAGUCGUGUUUUGAAGAUUUGUUGCUGAGGUGGUGUUUUUUUGGUUGGUGUUGGUUUUUUUUUUUUUUUUUAAAUAUCCCACUGUUUAAUGCUGGCAGUUUCUCCCAGCGCUCACUGUCCAAAUGGCUAAAAUUGAGAAUGUGACUCAGAGCCAGCAGUAAGGAUUUGAGCCCUUUUUUUCUUUAUUUUUUCUUUUUGUGUUAUUAUUUUUGUGUUGAGAUCUCUGACUUAAUCCCUAUAGCUAAUCUAGUUAAAAGGGAGUAAAUCUCUGGAUUUACUGGUACAGCUGGAGAAAACUUGCCAGUCAUGUGGCCAGGAGUGAUGCCUCCUUGUGACCAUUAUACUAAAGAGCUCUUUGUUUCAGGCUCAUGUACAGUCAGGAAUGGUUCCUUCUCACCCAACUGCCCAUGCUCCAAUGAUGCUAAUGACGACACAGCCACCUGGUGGUCCCCAAGCCGCCAUCGCUCAAAGUGCACUACAGCCCAUUCCAGUCUCGACAACAACACAUUUCCCCUAUAUGACGCACCCUUCAGGUGAGGAGUGUGUGCCCGGGAGACCUGCACCUUAACUGAGCCAGGUCGUAGUAGUGAGGAGAACUGUUAUGAACCAGAUUUGGGGAAAAAGAAUUAAAAAACAAAACAAAACAAAAAACCGAAAACAAACCUUAAGAUGUCCUCGUAGAGUGGCAGGCUGCUGAAGGCAGACUGUUUCUGCGUUUCGCAUUUAUGCUUUGCCAGCCCGAAUGCGAGCCUAGAUAAGUGUAGGAGAUGUAGCUAAUUUAGCAAAGACUUUGCUUCUCUAGCUCAAGUAGAGAAACGGAUAACCGUGCAGGCACUGGCACUGUGGGACUCUGUUCUUCCAGGUUUUGCCGUGGUUUUGCCGUGGGGGAUGGACUGUGUAGCCUGUUUAUAAUGAUCUGGGGGUUUAUUAAAUUUAAAGCGAUCGGUCUUGAGGAUAGGAGUGAAAAUGUUGCUUGGGGGGUAGGGCUGUUAGACUUCUAAUGACUGAAGUAAAGUGACAGCUGAAGUCUAAUCUUUAAUUCAGAGUAACAUUCUGCAGCUUUACUUUUGGGGAAAAGUAGGUGCUGUAUGACUUCUUUCUGCUUUAAAUUUAACCUUAUCUAGGUUUCUUUGUUAUUCGUUUCCAAACAGCCUCUAAACUUUCGUAGCGAACUAGAUACCUGAUUUUGUUUCUUGGGGAAUGUGUGAGCAGAACAAGGCUGCUUGCUGAGGGUUUAGGUAGGGAAAAAAACAUCCAAAGGACAUCUUGAUAUGCAGGGUUUUGUUUUGUUCAUUAAAAAAAAAAAGAAAAAAAAAAAAAAGGAAAGAAAGAGAAAAAGAAAAAAAAAAAAAAAGAAAAAGUUCAGCUCGGUAGUUGUCCUGUGACCACUUUACUAGCAAACUGUUGUGUGGCUUGCCAAUUUAUUAUUUACAUUUGAACUUUUUUUUUACAGUACAAGCCCACCACCAACAGCAGUUGUAAGGCUCAUCUGGAAUAACUGAAAGGCUGGAUACCUUUUGUAGGCCAAAUACCCUCCUUCUACUGCUUCUGCCAACUGGAAGCACAGAAAACUAGAAUUUCAUUUUAUUUUGUUUAAAAAAAAAAAAUUGAUUUCUUGUAACAUCCACUAGGAAUGCUAACAGUUCAUCUUGCAGUGGGAGAGAUUCGGACUGAGUAGAGGCAUUUAGGAACUUGUGGGCUAUUCCAUAAUUCCAUGCACUGUAUCUGAGUCCUGCAAGUGCCCCAACUCUGCUUGCUGAAAACUGGAAGUUAUUUAUUUUUUAAUGACCCUUCAAAGUUAUGAA